CGCGGGUGACCGGCUGCUUUCCCAGUCUGGUGGAGGCUGGCGCAUGUGGGCUCUUCGCUCGCUGCUGCUGCGGGCCGCGGCUGGGCGCGCCAUGUCGCAGGGACCCGCCCGCCGCCAGCGGCCGCCCAAGGACCCGCUGCGGCACCUGCGCACGCGGGAGAAGCGCGGCCCGUCGUGGGAACCGGGGGGCCCGAACACCGUGUACCUGCAGGUGGUGGCGGCCGGCGGCCGGGAUGCGGGCGCCGCGCUCUAUGUCUUCUCUGAGUACAACCGGUAUCUCUUCAACUGUGGAGAAGGCGUCCAGCGACUCAUGCAGGAGCACAAGCUGAAGGUGGCUCGUUUGGACAACAUAUUCCUCACUCGGAUGCACUGGUGUAAUGUGGGGGGGUUGUGUGGAAUGAUUCUUACUUUAAAGGAAACCGGGCUUCCAAAGUGUGUACUUUCUGGACCUCCACAACUGGAACAAUACCUAGAAGCUAUCAAAAUAUUUUCUGGUCCCUUGAAAGGAAUAGACCUGGCUGUGCGGCCCCACUCUGCCCCAGAAUACAAGGAUGAGACCAUGACGGUUUUCCAGGUCCCCAUAUACAGUGAGCAGAGGUGUGGAGAGCACCACCCAUCACAGAGUCCAGGACGACUCAGUCCAGAGCGGUCUUCAGACUCCAGGUCAACUGAAAACGAGCCUCCCCUUCCAGAUGGCAAUGGCAUCAGCCGGACGCUGGAUGGCAGGGACCCCUCCUUGGUGGUGGCUUUCGUCUGUAAGCUUCACUUGAAGAAAGGAAACUUCUUGGUGCUCAAAGCAAAGGAGCUGGGCCUCCCCGUCGGGACCGCUGCCAUUGCUCCCAUCAUAGCUGCUGUCAAGGACGGGAAAAGUGUCACAUAUGAGGGCAGAGAGAUUCUGCCUGAAGAGAUCUGUACUCCUCCAGAUCCUGGCCUUGCUUUUUUUGUGGUAGAAUGUCCAGACGAAGGAUUCAUUCAGCCCAUCUGUGAGAAUGCCACCUUCAAGAGGUACCAAGGAAAGGCCGACGCCCCUGUGGCGCUGGUGGUUCACAUGGCCCCAGAGUGUGUGCUUAUGGACAGCAGAUACCAGCAGUGGAUGGAGAGAUUUGGGCCUGACACCCAGCACCUGAUCCUGAAUGAGAAGAGUGCGUCAGUUCACAACCUCCGCAGCCACAAGAUUCAGACGCAGCUCAACCUCAUCCACCCCGACAUCUUCCCCCCGCUUGCCGGUGUCCCCUGUAAGGAAGAAGGCGCCACCUUCAGUGUGCCCACUGUCCGGGGUGAAUGCCUCCUCAAGUAUCAGCUCCGUCCCCGGAGGGAGUGGCAGAGGGACGCCAUUGUUACUUGCAAUCCUGAUGAAUUCAUAGCCGAGGCUCUGGAGCUCCCCAAUUUCCAGGAGAGCGUGCAGGAAUACAGGAAGACUGUGCAGGAGGGCCCAGCCCCGGCAGAGACAAGAAGCCAGCAUCCAGAAAUCAUCUUCCUCGGAACAGGGUCUGCCAUCCCGAUGAAGAUUCGAAACGUCAGCUCCACGCUUGUCAACAUAAGGACAAACCGUCUCAGCCGCCAGAGGCCUUUCCUGUCAGUGCUGAGUCUCGCCCCUCUCUGCAGCUCUGACAAGUCCCUGCUGCUGGACUGUGGCGAAGGCACGUUUGGGCAGCUGUGCCGUCACUACGGCGAUGACGUGGACAGGGUCCUGGGCACCCUCGCCGCCGUGUUCGUGUCCCACCUGCACGCGGAUCACCACACGGGCUUGUUAAACAUCCUGCUGCAGAGAGAACGGGCUUUGGCAUCUCUGGGCAAGCCCUUUCACCCUUUGCUGGUGGUCGCCCCCACCCAGCUGAGGGCCUGGCUCCAGAAGUACCACAACCAGUGCCAGCAGAUUCUGCAUCACGUCAGUAUGAUUCCUGCCAAAUGCCUUCAGAAAGGAGCUGAGGUCUGCAGCCCCGAAGUUGAACGCUUGAUUAGUACGCUGCUGGGAGCCUGUGAUUUGGAGGAGUUUCAGACCUGCCUGGUCCGGCACUGCAAGCAUGCCUUCGGCUGUGCACUGGUCCACACGUCCGGCUGGAAGGUGGUCUAUUCGGGGGACACCAUGCCCUGUGAGGCUCUGGUGCAGAUGGGGAAGGACGCCACCCUCCUGAUACACGAGGCCACGCUGGAGGAUGGUCUGGAAGAGGAAGCCGUGGAAAAGACACACAGCACGACCUCCCAAGCGAUCAGCGUGGGGAUGCGGAUGAACGCAGAGUUCAUCAUGCUGAACCACUUCAGUCAGCGGUAUGCCAAGAUCCCCCUUUUCAGCCCUGACUUCAACGACAAAGUUGGAAUUGCCUUUGACCACAUGAAGGUCUGCUUCAGAGACUUCCCAACAGUGCCCAAGCUGACUGCCCCGCUGAAAGCCCUGUUUGCCGGCGACAUCGAGGAGAUGGAGGAGCGCAGGGAGAAGCGGGAGCUGCGGCUGGUGCGGGCGGCCCUCCUGUCCAGGGAGCCGGCGGGUGGCCCUGCAGACAGGAAGCCCCAGCAGAAACGGGCCCACGCGGAGGAGCCUCAGAACCCACAGAGCAAGAAGGUCAGGGCAAACUGAAGGACGGGCAGUGACCCUGACCUCGAAGGCUCACGUCCUCUGACCUGCGCACUGGCACUGUGUGCCCUCCUUGCCUGGUGGGAGCCCGAGGGCAUGGCUCACAGCGAGGCCACGGAAUAGGUGGUGAGAAGCUGAGCCUGGGCUUGGGCCCUGGUAAGGAGUGGCCUGCUCGACGCCUCCCACGACCUGUGCUGGCAAAGCCUCGAGACAGGAGGCUGCCGAAAGGAAGAACGCAGGGACAACUGGAAUUUAGUGCCAGUCAAGUUUUAAAGUCACAUGGAAAAAGAGGGUGCACCCACACCUGCUCCAGCCCAGUUAUUCCCUCUGCGCGCUAGGCAUAAGCCACGUCACGGGGAGCGCUGGAUUGUGGACAUGAAGUCUGAGCAUCCAAGACUCAAGGAAUAGUCUUUCCAAAGACACAGAACACAAUAAAGAUUCCACUUGGAACCCGA
Equus quagga is the source of this 3027-nucleotide messenger RNA. It is a transcript of the gene ELAC2, whose product is annotated as elaC ribonuclease Z 2. Gene Ontology annotation, cellular component: mitochondrion. The coding region runs from base 44 to 2575 and encodes 843 amino acids. The record is from RefSeq and is a predicted model, not a curated record. Lineage: Eukaryota; Metazoa; Chordata; Mammalia; Perissodactyla; Equidae. Gene Ontology annotation, molecular function: 3'-tRNA processing endoribonuclease activity. The transcript has 24 exons. Gene Ontology annotation, biological process: mitochondrial tRNA 3'-end processing.